Nerophis ophidion (straightnose pipefish) is the source of this 6057-nucleotide messenger RNA. It is a transcript of the gene loxl3b, whose product is annotated as lysyl oxidase-like 3b. Gene Ontology annotation, molecular function: copper ion binding; protein-lysine 6-oxidase activity. NCBI's taxonomy places the organism in Eukaryota, Metazoa, Chordata, Actinopteri, Syngnathiformes, Syngnathidae. The transcript is spliced from 17 exons. Gene Ontology annotation, biological process: peptidyl-lysine oxidation. Bases 678 to 3089 code for a protein of 803 amino acids. The record is from RefSeq and is a predicted model, not a curated record. Gene Ontology annotation, cellular component: membrane.
AACAUAAUAGUGUGAGAGUCCAGUCCAUAGUGGAUCUAACAUAAUAGUGUGAGUCCAGUCCAUAGUGGAUCCAACAUAAUAGUGAGAGUCCAGUCCAUAGUGGAUCUAACAUAAUAGUGAGAGUCCAGUCCAUAGUGGAUCUAACAUAAUAGUGAGAGAGUGCAUCUUCCGUGGUCAACCUGAUAACCUCAGAAAAGAGAGACAGCAGAUCAACUGGUCAAACAAAUGUGAUGAGAGCCAGAUACUAAACUGAUGGGGGAUGAUAAAUUGCAAAAUAAUGUUUUUGCAGAGCCCUAUAGAAAUUGCUGCGUACAUCCCCUUUUUAUCACCGUAAAAAAUGGAAGAUGAAAACAAAGUUGGCCGACUUCCUGUUCAUUUCCAGGUUCCUGAGACUUUAACGUGCGUCCCGUCAUGAUAGACGUCUCCUGACAUUUUUGUCUCGACAUGUGAAACUGGGGGGCGGGGUGUGAGUCAUGAAAGAGUCCGUGUGUGUGCGCCUCUCUCCCGGCCAGUAGACCCAGCCCUCCCCCGCCUGUACAGCUGGCAGUCUGAGCGCAGGACCUCCGUGGACUCUUCCCGUCUAACUGCACUCCGUUUGCCGCAGCAGCGAUCCCUCUCCACCGUGGACGUGGACGUCCUUUCCACGGCGCGACAUCGUGCGGAAAGAAGGUGAAAUAAUGUUGGCUUCCAAGCACUUCCUGCUGAUCCUCGCCCUGUGUUCGCCGCGCUGCUCGCCGCAGUCCACGCCGCCCGCCGCCGCCACCCCCGGCCCCUCGCCGCCGCCGGCGGAGCGGUUGAAGGUGCGGCUGGCCGGCUACCCGCGCAAACACAACGAGGGCCGCGUGGAGCUCUUCCACGCGGGCGAGUGGGGCAGCAUCUGCGACGACGACUUCUCCCUCGCCAACGCCAACGUGCUGUGCCGCCAGCUGGGCUUCGUCGCCGCCACCGCGUGGACGCACAGCGCCAAGUACGGCAAGGGGCAAGGUAAAGUCUGGCUGGACAACGUGAUGUGCGGCGGGGGCGAGAAGAGCAUCGCCCUGUGCAAGUCUCGCGGCUGGGGCAACAGCGACUGCACCCACGACGAGGACGCCGGGGUGGUGUGCAAAGACGAGAGGAUCCCCGGCUUCGUGGACCCCAACGUCAUCGAGGCUCACGUGGACGAGGACCAACUGGAGGAAGUGCGUCUGCGGCCCGUGUUGGCGGCGGCCAAGAAGAAGCUGCCGGUCACGGAGGGCGUGGUGGAGGUGAAGUACAAGGACGGCUGGGCUCAGGUGUGCGACGUGGGCUGGACGGCCAGGAACACCCGCGUGGUCUGCGGCAUGCUGGGAUUCCCACACGAGAGGAAGGUCAACAAGAACUUCUACAGGUUGUUCUUGGAACGUCAGAAGAACAUCUUCCGCGUCCACUCGGUGGCGUGCGCGGGCACGGAGGUGCACCUGGCGGCCUGCCCCCUGCGCUUCAACGCCGCCGCCAACGUCACGUCGGCCUGCAAGGGCGGCUCGCCCGUCGUGGUCGGCUGCUUGGCGGGGCCACUCUUCCUGCAGACCAGCGGCCUGAAGAAGAAGAAGAAGCCCAGGACCUCGAGCAACGUGCGGCUGAAGGGUGGUGCCAGGCUGGGUGAGGGCCGUGUGGAGGUGCUGCAGGGCAGCGAGUGGGGCACGGUGUGUGACGACCGCUGGAGCCUGCAGUCGGCCAGCGUGGUGUGCAGGGAGCUGGGCUUCGGCAGCGCCAAGGAGGCCAUGACGGGCGGACGCAUGGGUCAAGGUCUGGGUCCCAUCUACAUGAACGAAGUGAAGUGCACGGGCAACGAGAAGUCCAUCUGGAAGUGUCCCUUCAAGAACAUCACGUCUGAGGACUGCCAGCACACGGAGGACGCCGCCCUGCGCUGCAACAUUCCCUACAUGGGCCUGGAGAACUCGAUCCGCCUAACAGGGGGGCGCACCCGCCACGAGGGCCGCGUGGAGGUGCUCGGCACGGACGCCAAUGGCACCGAAGCCUGGGGCCUGAUCUGUGGUGAGACCUGGACCACCAAGGAGGCCAUUGUGGUCUGCAGGCAGCUGGGACUGGGCUACGCUAACCAGGGCCUGCAAAUCCGGAUUGUGGGCGGCCGCAGCAGUUAUGAGGGCCGGGUGGAGGUUCAGGUGGGGUCCAAGUGGGGCACGGUGUGCAGCACGGGGUGGACCACCAAAGAGGCCAUGGUGGUCUGCAGGCAGCUGGGCCUUGGCUACUCCAUGCACGCCAUCACCGAAACCUGGUACUGGGACAGCAGCAAUGUCACCCACAUGGUGAUGAGUGGCGUCAAGUGCACAGGUGCCGAGAUGUCCCUGACUCAGUGCCAGCACCACAAGACGGUCAGCUGUCAGAAAGCCGCCGCCAAGUUCGCCGCCGGAGUCAUCUGCUCCGAGACCACCUCCGACCUGGUCCUCAACGCCGCCCUGGUCCAGCAGACGGUCUACAUCGAGGACCGGCCCCUACACAUGCUGUACUGCGCCGCCGAGGAGGACUGCCUCUCCAAGACCGCCGCCCAGGCCAACUGGCCCUACGGACACCGCCGCCUGCUGCGCUUCUCCUCCCAGAUCCACAACAUCGGUCGGGCCGACUUCAAGCCCAAGGCGGGCCGCCACUCCUGGGUGUGGCACGCCUGUCACGGGCACUACCACAGCAUGGACAUCUUCACCCACUACGACCUGCUCAGUGCCAACGGGACCAAAGUGGCGGAGGGACACAAGGCCAGCUUCUGCCUGGAGGACUCGGACUGCCAAGAAGGUGUUUCUAAACGCUACGAGUGCGCCAACUUUGGAGAUCAGGGCAUCACGGUGGGCUGCUGGGAUUUGUACCGCCAUGACAUCGACUGCCAGUGGAUCGACAUCACCGACGUCAAGCCAGGAAACUACAUCAUGCAGGUGGUCAUCAACCCACAUUUCGAGGUGGCCGAGAGCGACUUCACCAACAACGCCAUGAAGUGCAACUGCAAAUACGACGGCCACCGCAUCUGGUUCCACAACUGUCACAUCGGAGACGCCUUCAGCGAGGAGGCGGAGAGAAGGUUCCAGAAGUACCCGGGACAGUUGAACAACCACAUCUCGUAAGAACUCUCUACGCCAGGGGUGUCCAACUUUAUCCACCGAGGGCCGCACGCUGAAAAAUCCAGGCAAGCGGGGGUCAUUUUUAUAUUUUUUAUUUUAAAAAACAAUAUAUGUAUAAAAAAAAUAUACAUUUGGGCCUCCACUCAGGCUGGAUCCCGGGGACCCCAAAGGGUUUUGGUCAAAAAAAUAUUAAAAUGUGUUAUUAUUCAGUAUUUAAGUUUUAAAUCUCCAGAUCCACAUUAGGUCCAUCUAUCAAUAUAAUGAUUUUAAAGAUUUAAGUCAAGUAUUUAAGUAUAAAAAAAUAUAAAUUUCAGCCUCCACUCAGGCUCAAUCCCGGGGACCCCAAAGGGUUUUGGUCAAAAAAAUAUAAAAAAUGUGUCAUUAUUCAGUAUUAUUAUUUAAGUUUAAACCUCCAGAUCAACAUUAGGUCCAUCUGUCAAUAUAAUGAUUUUAAAAGAUUUAAGUAUAAAAAAUAUACAUUUGGGCCUCCACUCAGGCUCGAUCCCGGGGACCCCUAAGGGUUUUGGUCAAAAAAAAAAAAAAAAAAAAGUGUCAUUAUUCAGUAUUAUUAUUUAAGUUUUAAAUCUCCAGAUCAACAUUAGGUCCAUCUGUCAAUAUAUGAUUUUAAAGAUUUAAGUAGUAUUAAAAAAUAUAAAUUUCAGCCUCCACUCAGGCUCGAUCCCGGGGACCCCAAAGGGUUUUGGUCAAAAAAAUAUAAAAAAUGUGUCAUUAUUCAGUAUUAUUAUUUAAGUUUUAAAUCUCCAGAUCAACAUUAGGUCCGUCUAUCAAUAUAAUGAUUUUAAAGAUUUAAGUCAAGUAUUUAAGUAUAAAAAAUAUACAUUUCAGCCUCCACUCAGGCUGGAUCCCGGGGACCUCAAAGGGUUUUGGUCAAAAAAAUAUUAAAAAUGUGUCAUUAUUCAGUAUUUAAGUUUUAAAUCUCCAGAUCAACAUUAGGUCCAUCGGUCAAUAUAAUGAUUUUAAAGAUUUAAGUAUUUAAGUAUAAAAAAUAUACAUUUCAGCCUCCACUCAGGCUCGAUCCCGGGGACCUCAAAGGGUUUUGGUCAAAAAAAUAUUAAAAAUGUGUCAUUAUUCACUAUUUAAGUUUUAAAUCUCCAGAUCAACAUUAGGUCCAUCUGUCAAUAUAAUGAUUUUAAAAGAUUUAAGUAUAAAAAAUAUACAUUUGGGCCUCCACUCAGGCUCGAUCCCGGGGACCCCAAAGGGUUUUGGUCAAAAAAAUAUUAAAAAUGUGUUAUUAUUCAGUAUUUAAGUUUUAAAUCUCCAGAUCAACAUUAGGUCCAUCUGUCAAUACAAUGAUUUUAAAGAUUUAAGUAAAGUAUUUAAGUAUAAAAAUAUACAUUUCAGCCUCCACUCAGGCUCGAUCCCGGGGACCCCAAAGGGUUUUGGUCAAAGAAAUAUAAAAAGUGUCAUUAUUCGGUAUUAUUAUUUUCAUUAUUAUUUAAGUUUUAAAUCUCCAGAUCAACAUUAGGUCCAUCCGUCAAAAUAAUGAUUUUAAAGAUUUAAGUAUAAAAAAUAUACAUUUGGGCCUCCACUCAGGCUCGAUCCCGGGGACUCCAAAGGGUUUUGGUCAAUUUUUUUUUUAAAUGUGUCAUUAUUCAGUAUUAUUAUUUAAGUUUUAAAUAUCCAGAUCAACAUUAAGACUCUCUGUCAACAUAAUGAUUUUAAAGAUUUAAGUUGUAUGCUAUUUUUGUCACCAAAAAAACGUGUUUUUUAUGGAAAAAUCACAAAAUAUGCAAUAUUUUCACCCAAUAUUUUUCAAGUGGAAUAUUUGAGAUUAUAUAAUAUUUGGAGCAUUAAAAAAAAAAAAGUCACUAACUCAUAAACACAAUUGAUUUCAAUUCAUUAUUAUUUUUUGAGCAAUGACACUUAAAAACAAAUCACACUAAAAUAAUUGGGGAUAAUUAAAGUGUUAGAAAAUAAAUACAUUUUUUGACUCUUUUAACACAAUCUCCAGAUCAACUUCAGGUCCAUCUGUCAAUUAUAAGUUUUAUUGUUGUUUAUGUUUUUUGUUUAUUGAUUUUAGGCCCUUCUUUAAAAAAAACAGCUCAGUUUUUUUAUAUGGCAAACACAAAAUAUGCAACAUUUUCCCCCGAAAAAUAUCUCAAAAGUGGAAAAUAAUUGGAGCCUUGAAUAGGUCAAUAAUUCAUAAUAACAUUGAUUUUGAUUCAUUAUUAUUUUUGAAAGAAAGAAACAGGCUGCAAAUCAGCUUUGUUUUAUUAGAGUCAACAUUGCAACAUUUUAUUGUUACUUUUCACCCGUUUUCUCUUUUAUAUCACUUUUUACGUUUAAAAAAAUUUUUAAUCGUAUUUUAAAAAUGUGUUGUGGGGCCGCACUUUUAUAUCACUUUUUACGUUUAAAAUUUUUUUUUAUCGUAUUUUUAAAAUGUGUUGUGGGGCCGCACUUUGGACACCCCUGGUCUACACUUUGGACACCCCUGGUCUACACUUUGGACACCCCUGGUCUACACUUUGGACACCCCUGGUCUACACUUUGGACACCCCUGGUCUACACUUUGGACACCCCUGGUCUACACUUUGGACACCCCUGGUCUACACUUUGGACACCCCUGGUCUACACUUUGGACACCCCUGGUCUACACUUUGGACACCCCUGGUCCACGUCUUCCCCUUUGCGAUGCGUGAACGUUUCCAGGUCUUUGGAGGUUUUGUUUCACGGUAGCUUUUUAGUCCGGUUUUUGCCGGGUGAGGGUCUUGAGGAGUUUCCACUCAGUCAGGCUUUUAAUGUCACCUCGUUUUUUGUGAAUGUAUUUAUUACGUGUCAAAGGUGCUCCGGGAAUGUUUUGCAGAUCAUCUCCUGAGGUGUUGGGUUUUUAGGAUUAUUCAAAGUCUGGUAAUAAAAACUGGACCGGGUCCAACAAAGGCUGUAUGUAAUCACACCUGCUGGCCUCCAUUAGAGGACAGGAAUAGAAAUAAAGAUGUUUUGUUGUUUUUGA